AUGGCCCCAGUGAGACAGCCUUACUCCGUCGGUGCAGGUAUCACCCUCUUACUACCCCGGAGGACGGAUACAUGCCUCGAGGCAUGGGUGCCGGGUAGAGAGGACCUGGCCGCAUCUGCUGGCCGAACCCUGGACCCCAUUGCGGGACCUUGCCCUGCGGCACUUCUGCCGCCAGGUUCGAAGGCGACACCGACGGAACUCCGCAAGCAGGAGAGACUGAUCCCUCCUCCUCAAACCCCCGGAUCAGUUCCUCCUGCUUCUCGCAGAGAGCCCGACGUGCAUGGCGCCGCCUCUUCGCCUGGCUUGGGCGAGGCUUGCGCUUCGAUCCUUAGAAAGUGUGAAGAGGUCUUCGGCAGCUUUGACGAUGACCUCCGACCCGGUGCUCACGUCGAGCAACCGUUGGAGUUCCUGGCGGCGAACAGCCUUGGCCACCUCUUGGGCGAGGUGCAUGGUCCGGAACUCCCACGGCGCGACGAUCACAACGAAGCCGGUGCGGGCAUCGACGAGAGACUCGAAGAAGAUCCCGUUCGCUUCCUUCAUCGGACCCGCGGCCAGGUAACCCAUCUCCUCGUACAGAGACAGACACCGGCCCUCCACAAGGCGAACCUUGGGCUGGUCCUCCGUAUACCUCAGGGACUUCCAGGUCUUCGUAACACGAGCCUGCAGUGCGUAAGCAUCGUGAGAGGAGACGAUGUCCGCAAAGACCAAACCGAAGAAGAGGAGCGAGAAGAGCACGUCGCAGGUUGUCUCGAGGCAGGACGUGGGCGAGUACGAGGCCCAGCGAGGAGUCUCCUCCCACAGUGGCAGCCGGAGAUCCGGGUAUCCAGUCCAAACUUGCGUGGGCAGCAUGGGCGAAGAUGCCUUGAAGGCCUCGUCCCAAAUGGUCAGCCGGAGAUCCAGGUUGACCGUUGUCCGAUUCGAGAUGUCUACGUGGUUCCAUUCCACGACCAGGACAUCGUGGCGGACGUACACGCCCUCGUGCCCAGGGUUGGUGUACCUGGAGAUAUCCUCCAGCAUGCCAUAGACUAUCUUGCCGCCUGCGACGGCCUCCAAAGCCCCAGCGAUCCUCUUCAUGAAAGGCUCAUUAGGGUCUGA
Penicillium lagena is the source of this 1095-nucleotide messenger RNA. RefSeq lists its product as uncharacterized. Lineage: Eukaryota; Fungi; Ascomycota; Eurotiomycetes; Eurotiales; Aspergillaceae. Bases 1 to 1095 code for a protein of 364 amino acids. The record is from RefSeq and is a predicted model, not a curated record. The transcript has 3 exons.